GUACACACUGGUUGAUUAAAUCAAUCUCAGUUUUAAUAAUUUGUAAAUAGUUAAAUAUAUCGUGAAACUAACAGUUAAAAUAUUUAAAAUGCCGACAGAAAUUGAGAAUUUGAAUCCUAGUGUCUACGGCAAAAUCAAGGAGCGUGUGAUUACAGCUAACGAGGAAGAUGAAUCCGUUGCAGAUCCAUUUGAUAAGCGUGAAAUUUUUGAUCUGAUACGAAACAUCAAUGAUCCGGAGCAUCCGUUGACUCUGGAGGAGUUGCAUGUGGUGCAGGAGGAGCUUAUCUCCAUCAGCGACAAACAGAAUAAAGUGCACAUUAACUUUACGCCCACAAUUCCGCAUUGCUCGAUGGCCACGCUGAUUGGUCUCUCAAUUCGAGUGAAGCUGCUGCGUUCGUUGCCACCUCGUUUCAAGGUCACCGUGGAGAUAACUCCGGGCACACAUGCCUCGGAAUUUGCCGUGAACAAGCAACUGGCGGACAAGGAACGCGUUGCUGCAGCCCUGGAGAACAAGCAUCUGGCCGAGGUCAUCAAUCAGUGCAUCUCAGCCAGGAGCUAAUAUUAUAUACAUAUAUUCUUGUUUCUUUGUUUAUAGUAAAUAUUAUAUUUUAGCAUAAGACA
This is a messenger RNA of Drosophila innubila, 621 nucleotides long. RefSeq names its product MIP18 family protein galla-2 (gene galla-2). The record is from RefSeq and is a predicted model, not a curated record. Gene Ontology annotation, biological process: iron-sulfur cluster assembly. Gene Ontology annotation, cellular component: cytosolic [4Fe-4S] assembly targeting complex. The coding region runs from base 89 to 559 and encodes 156 amino acids. The transcript is spliced from 2 exons. NCBI's taxonomy places the organism in Eukaryota, Metazoa, Arthropoda, Insecta, Diptera, Drosophilidae.